AUGGCUGAUAACCGCCUUGCUCCGAGAGUAUUGGCCAAACGCAGUGUUAGAUUCCAGAGCCCAAGAAAUGCUGCCUUGCUAACUCUCGUGCUCAUGCUGGCGUUAAUCAACCUGGAUUUCGACAGCAUGCUCAUCAUGACCAACGCCUAUUCUGCCGGUGUCCAGCUAGUUAUCAUCGCUGCGAUCAUCAAACUGCGACGCGAUUUGCCAUACAUCGCUCGUCCGACCAAAGUUCCAGGAGGGAUUCCACUUCUAUUCGCCAUGGCAGUUGCACCAACGUUCAUGUUCGGCUACAUCACCUUCUACGCCCUCCGCAGCAUGGUCUCCGCUAUUCUCAUGGUCGCCUUCUUCGUACCGGGGGUCGCUUAUGCUGGCUAUCGCUUCUACUACCUCCGUUCACUGGCAUAA
Messenger RNA from Phytophthora infestans T30-4, 408 nucleotides. RefSeq lists its product as uncharacterized. Bases 1 to 408 code for a protein of 135 amino acids. The record is from RefSeq and is a predicted model, not a curated record. Gene Ontology annotation, molecular function: transmembrane transporter activity. NCBI's taxonomy places the organism in Eukaryota, Oomycota, Peronosporomycetes, Peronosporales, Peronosporaceae. The transcript has a single exon.